Molecule: messenger RNA, 645 nt
Organism: Fonsecaea pedrosoi CBS 271.37
Lineage: Eukaryota; Fungi; Ascomycota; Eurotiomycetes; Chaetothyriales; Herpotrichiellaceae
Exons: 2
Coding region: 1-645 (214 amino acids)
Source: RefSeq, a predicted model, not a curated record
AUGGACUCGCCGUUGGGUCCUCUGGAGUUACUGACAAGUGUCGGUUUUGAAAAGUGCACGACGGAAACGGCCUCCAAGAUCGCGUUCCUGGGAGCAGGAGGAGCUGAUCCGUAUUUCCGCAAUGGAAGGGGAGAAAGUUACCUUCGUCAGAUACUCGUAGCGAGAGCCAAGUACUCUGGAACGAUGUACGAAAGCCUUGUCACCAAAGCGCACGAUGGGCAGUUGAAGGAUGUGCUAAUGCUCCUGGUCACUGCUGGUGCCGAUGUUUUUGCGGUGAACCGUUCAGGGGAGAGCGUUUCAGACGUGGCAAUCAAGUUAGGAUACAGUGUCGAGUGGAAGGAAACUCUGGAGGAGUGCGGCUACGAUGUAUCGAACGUUCUCAACCACAGCGACGAGCAUGAUGAGGUCCCUCGCCAGCACCAGCAGCGCCAUUUACUCACAUUCGCUGAGUAUCUCCAAGAAGUCUACAGAAGAUAUUACAGAACGGCUGUACCAAAACAUUUGCGCAUUAAAGAGAUGGACAGCAGCGAUAGCAGUGACAGCGAGGAGGAAGAAGAUGAGGACGACUUUGGCGAGCAAGCCGACGGCAACUCUGACGCCGAAAGCUUCCACACGACAAUGGAAUCGGCCAACGAAGACACUUGA